This is a messenger RNA of Odocoileus virginianus texanus, 1707 nucleotides long. Lineage: Eukaryota; Metazoa; Chordata; Mammalia; Artiodactyla; Cervidae. The record is from RefSeq and is a predicted model, not a curated record.
AUGCUUCUAACUAGAUAUUUUCGUAGUUUUCUGGAGAUCCUUACUUUUACCAUCUGGCGAGGCCCCAACGUGAACUGCACAGACAGUUCGGGCUACACGGCUUUACACCAUGCAGCCUUAAAUGGACAUAAGGACAUAGUUCUCAAACUGCUUCAGUAUGAGGCCUCAACAAAUGUAGCAGACAACAAAGGUUAUUUUCCUAUUCACCUGGCUGCCUGGAAAGGAGAUGUGGAAAUUGUGAAGAUUCUUAUUCAUCAUGGACCAUCACAUUCCAGAGUCAAUGAACAGAACAAUGAAAAUGAAACUGCCCUACAUUGUGCAGCUCAGUACGGACACUCGGAGGUAGUUGCUGUGCUCCUGGAAGAACUCACCGAUCCUACCAUCAGAAACAGCAAGCUGGAAACACCUCUGGACCUGGCAGCCCUCUAUGGACGGCUUAGAGUGGUCAAAAUGAUCAUCAGCGCACACCCUAACUUAAUGAGCUGCAACACCCGAAAGCACACGCCGCUGCACCUUGCUGCACGCAACGGUCACAAGGCAGUCGUCCAGGUGCUGCUCGAGGCAGGGAUGGACGUCAGCUGUCAAACAGAAAAAGGGAGUGCACUCCAUGAAGCAGCUUUGUUUGGGAAAGUGGAUGUUGUACGGGUUCUGUUAGAAACAGGAAUUGAUGCCAACAUAAAAGAUAGCUUAGGUAGAACUGUCUUAGACAUUUUGAAAGAACAUCCAUCUCAGAAAUCUCUCCAGAUUGCAACUCUCUUACAAGAAUAUUUAGAAGGCAUGGGAAGACCAACAGUCCUUGAAGAACACAUACAGGAAGAUAUGACACAAGAAACACGUAUUUCAUCUCCUGUUGAAUCUCCUUCCCAGAAGACCAAAAGUGAGACUGUGACUGGCGAAUUAUCAAAACUCUUGGAUGAAAUAAAGCUCUGUCAAGAAAAGGAUUAUUCUUUUGAAGAUUUGUGCCACACAAUAUCAGACCACUACUUAGAUAAUUUGAGCAAGAUUUCAGAGGAAGAACUUGGGAAAAAUGGAAGCCAGAGUGUAAGAACUUCAUCUACAAUAAAUUUGUCACCAGGAGAAGUGGAAGAUGAUGAUGAUGAUGAAAACACUUGUGGGCCCUCAGGACUCUGGGAAGCAUUAACUCCUUGUAAUGGAUGUAGGAACCUUGGCUUCCCCAUUCUUGCACAGGAGUCCUAUCCAAAGAAGAGGAAUUACACUAUGGAAAUUGUACCAUCUGCCUCUCUGGAUACAUUUCCUUCAGAAAAUGAGAAUUUUCUAUGUGAUCUCAUGGACACAGCAGUUACAAAGAAGCCUUGCUCCUUAGAAAUUGCAAGGGCCCCUUCUCCAAGAACUGAUAAUGCCUCUGAGGUAGCAAUUACUGCUCCAGGAACUAGUAACCAUAGAAACAGCUCCACAGGCCCAACACCUGACUGCUCACCUCCAUCUCCUGACACUGCUCUCAAAAAUAUUGUCAAAGUCAUUCGACCCCAGCCUAAACAACGAACAUCUAUUGUGUCUUCUUUGGAUUUUCAUCGAAUGAAUCACAACCAAGAAUAUUUUGAAAUCAACACAUCUACAGGGUGUACAAGCUUUACUUCCAACCCUCCAGUUAGUCCACUCACCUCUUCUGCAGCCACCACAGAAGUCAAGAACACGGAAACUGGCGACACAGGUAAAGCCGUUCAUUUUGUGCAGCUAUAUUUUUGA